Molecule: messenger RNA, 1781 nt
Organism: Morus notabilis
Lineage: Eukaryota; Viridiplantae; Streptophyta; Magnoliopsida; Rosales; Moraceae
Product: DUF21 domain-containing protein At2g14520
Exons: 11
Coding region: 194-1462 (422 amino acids)
Biological process (GO): magnesium ion homeostasis
Cellular component (GO): intracellular membrane-bounded organelle
Source: RefSeq, a predicted model, not a curated record
CAAGUAAAAUCAGGUUCCGAAUAAUAUAUAUAUACACAUUUCCUCAUCGAACAAAGGUGCUCAAUAAUGGCGGUGCUGGAGCUCCGGUCAUCGUUGUAGUCGGCGCGGCGGUGUUCGUCUGCGUGAUAUUCCCCUCCUCGUUUUCGCAUUUCGUUCGAAUUUGUGAGGUUUUGAAGAGGAAGAACUUUCGUUAAUGGCGGUGGAGUAUGAGUGCUGCGAAACCGGGUUCUUCAUUCACAUACUGGUGAUCGUCUUCUUGGUGCUGUUCGCCGGUUCGAUGUCCGGUCUGACCUUGGGGCUCAUGUCUCUCAGCCUCGUCGAUCUCGAAGUUCUCGCUAAGUCCGGGACGCCCAAGGAUCGUGUUUACGCCGCAAAGAUAUUGCCAGUCGUCAAAAAUCAGCAUUUAUUGCUUUGCAGCUUACUAAUUUGCAAUGCUGCUGCUAUGGAGGCACUUCCCAUUUUUCUCGACGGUCUGAUUACAGCCUGGGGUGCUAUUUUAAUCUCUGUGACAUUGAUUCUCCUGUUUGGUGAGAUUAUACCGCAAUCGGUUUGUUCUCGUUAUGGUUUGGCCAUUGGUGCUACAGUAGCCCCAUGUGUCCGGGUUCUUGUUUGGAUCUGCUUCCCUGUUGCUUUUCCAAUUAGCAAGUUGUUGGACUUUCUGCUGGGGCAUAGACAUGUUGCUCUAUUUCGUAGAGCUGAGUUAAAAACACUCGUUAAUUUGCAUGGCAAUGAGGCUGGAAAAGGUGGAGAAUUGACACAUGAUGAGACGACAAUUAUUGCCGGAGCCCUUGAGCUAACUGAGAAAACAGCCGGUGAUGCUAUGACUCCUAUAUCUGAAACUUUUACGAUAGAUAUUAAUGCCAGGCUUGACAGGGAGUUGAUGACUCUUGUAUUGGAAAAAGGGCACAGCAGAGUACCAGUUUAUUAUGAGGAAACCACAAACGUAAUUGGACUUAUCCUGGUGAAAAAUUUGUUAACAAUUCAUCCUGAAGAUGAGGUUCCCGUGAAGAAUGUCACUAUACGUAGGAUUCCAAGGGUACUGGAAACUCUACCACUGUAUGAUAUAUUGAAUGAGUUUCAGAAAGGGCAUAGUCACAUGGCUGUCGUUGUAAGAAGACGUGAAAAAAUAACGGAGGAAUCUGCCGAAAAGCCUGCCGACAAUUUAGUGAAAGACGUAAGAGUUGACAUUGAUGGUGAAAAGCCUCCUCAAGAGAAGAAGCUAAAGAGCAAGAGGUCACUCCAGAAGUGGAAGAGUUUUCCCAACACUUUAAACAAUUCAGAUAGGAGUGGGUCUAGGAGUAAGAAGUGGACAAAGGACAUGUACUCAGAUAUCCUGCAGAUAGACGGCAAUCCACUCCCUAAGCUUCCGGAAGAGGAAGAAGCUGUUGGAAUUAUAACAAUGGAGGAUGUCAUCGAGGAGCUUUUGCAGGAGGAGAUAUUUGAUGAGACCGAUCAUCAAUGAUGAGACCGAUCAUCAACAUGAAGACUUGUAACAUUGGCCUCUUUCCGGAGCUGGAUGUUUUGCUGCAGUAUUAUGGUGACGAAAAUUGUUGCAUUUGUUUCAAUAUUCCAUCCUUGGUUUGAACCUAGAUUGUCAUCCGGAAAUGUAGUUAAAAUGUAUUGAUAGCCCUUUGUUGCUUGAGAUAUGGAGAGAUUAAAAAACGAACAAGUAUCGUUUACAUAAUAGUCUGUAUAAUGUUUAAGUUGAAACUCAAUCCUUUUUCGUAUGUGAGAAACAGUUGUGUAUCUCAGAAUGUAUUCUGUUCCUUUCGAAAUUGUCA